AUGUGGUCCAAUCUGAGAAAUAUGAAUACUCUCCAAGAAUUUGUGACAUGUGUUGUUGAGAUCGAAAAGCAUCGUCCGUUGUGUCCAAAUGUCGACAAAGUCUGUCCGUUUGCUGAACUUGGUUGCGAUUACAUCGGUGACAAAAUCACCGUUCAGCAGCACUUGACCGAAGAGCCGAUUCGCCAUCUGAUGUUCCUCUGUGACGAGGUCACUGACUUGAAGGAGGCUCACCGUGAACAAAGCGCACAGAACAAGGGCACUUCUGGUUGCCAAGCUGUACUGUAA
Molecule: messenger RNA, 285 nt
Organism: Ostertagia ostertagi
Lineage: Eukaryota; Metazoa; Nematoda; Chromadorea; Rhabditida; Trichostrongylidae
Source: the annotation of a GenBank genome assembly